GGGCAGUGCCCGGGGCCCACAAGCACGGGUGGGGUCGCAGCAGCUCAACUGAUUCCAGGCAGGCGGCCGCAAUUUCUGGACAUGAAAGGAUUUUAAGACUUCUUAAAUGACCUUCAAAUACAAUGAAUGAGGUGAAAGAAUUACUCAGGAACAUCGAACAGACUUACAAACUUUUCCAGCAACAGCAGUUCACUUUUAUUGCCGCCUUGGAGCACUGCCGGGAGAAUGCUCACGACAAGAUCAGGCCCAUCUCGAGCAUCGGUCAGGUGCAGGACUACAUGGACCACUAUUGUAACAACAGCACUGAUAGUCGGAUCCUUCACAUGUUCCUGAAACUCUGCACUGAGUUGAGCAAGCUCUGCCAACAGUUUGAAUCCCUGCAUCCUGGCACGCCAGCCACCAACAACAUCUUGGACAAAUGCAAAAUCCUUGUCAGCCAAAGCAAUGACCUGAGCAGCCUGCGGGCAAGAUACCCGCAUGAUGUGGUCAACCACUUGAGCUGUGAUGAGGCAAGGAAUCACUAUGGAGGAGUUGUGAGUCUUAUCCCUGUAACACUGGACUUAAUGAAAGAAUGGAUUGCCCACUCUGAAAAAUUACCACGCAAAAUAAGUCAGCAUGUGAGUGACCAGGAGGGCGAAAAGAAGAGUACAGGAGACAAACUUAGCUGCCCUCCCCUUGCCACACAGACUUUGGCUAGGAAAGAAAGAAAUAGGGACCCUAAGAAACAUUACAAAUCUAGAGGGAAAAAUCAAAAGAAAGUUUUCAUUCCUCCUUGGAGACCACCUGGUGGACCUACCCUUUAA
Molecule: messenger RNA, 803 nt
Organism: Trichosurus vulpecula (common brushtail)
Lineage: Eukaryota; Metazoa; Chordata; Mammalia; Diprotodontia; Phalangeridae
Gene: SPACA9
Product: sperm acrosome associated 9
Exons: 4
Coding region: 123-803 (226 amino acids)
Cellular component (GO): ciliary base; sperm flagellum; acrosomal vesicle
Source: RefSeq, a predicted model, not a curated record